This is a messenger RNA of Cavia porcellus (domestic guinea pig), 2933 nucleotides long. It is a transcript of the gene Rnf157, whose product is annotated as ring finger protein 157. Gene Ontology annotation, biological process: protein ubiquitination. Gene Ontology annotation, cellular component: cytoplasm. The record is from RefSeq and is a predicted model, not a curated record. Bases 217 to 2241 code for a protein of 674 amino acids. Lineage: Eukaryota; Metazoa; Chordata; Mammalia; Rodentia; Caviidae. Gene Ontology annotation, molecular function: ubiquitin protein ligase activity. The transcript is spliced from 20 exons.
UGAGGCGACGGCGCCCCCCGGCCCAGGCCUGCACCCCCCGCCCCCCGGCAGAGGCGCAGCCGCGGUGCCCGGCGAAGGAUGGUGCGCGGCGCGCCGGGGCCUCUCAGCCGUCACAGCCGCAGCGCCGCAGCCCAGCCAGCCGCGGCUGGCAGCCGACCCCCGCACGGGUCGCGGGGCGGGCGGCGGCGGUGAGGUGCGGAGGGGGCCGCGGCGACCAUGGGGGCCCUGACGAGCCGGCAGCACGCGGGUGUGGAGGAGGUGGACAUCCCGUCCAAUUCCGUCUAUCGCUACCCUCCCAAGUCCGGCAGUUACUUUGCAAGCCACUUCAUCAUGGGAGGAGAGAAGUUUGACUCAACGCACCCUGAGGGUUACCUGUUUGGCGAGAACAGUGAUCUGAACUUCCUGGGGAACAGACCAGUUGCGUUUCCUUACGCCGCCCCACCUCCCCAAGAACCUGUGAAGACACUGAGAAGCCUGAUCAACAUCCGAAAAGACACGCUGAGACUCGUCAAAUGCGCUGAAGAAGUGAAAAGCCCUGGAGCAGAGGCCGGCAGAGCUAAAGUUCACUACAAUGUCGAGUUCACCUUUGACACGGAUGCCCGAGUCGCCAUCACCAUCUACUAUCAGGCCACCGAGGAGUUCCAGAAUGGCAUUGCCAGCUAUAUCCCCAAAGACGACAGCCUGCAGUCAGAGACCGUGCACUACAAGCGAGGGGUGUGCCAGCAGUUCUGCCUGCCCUCGCACACGGUGGACCCCUCGGAAUGGGCUGAAGAAGAGCUUGGCUUUGACAUGGACCGAGAGGUUUACCCUUUGGUGGUGCACGCCGUGGUAGAUGAAGGAGAUGAGUAUUUUGGCCAUUGCCAUGUGUUGCUGGGUACUUUUGAAAAGCACACAGAUGGGACUUUCUGUGUGAAGCCCCUCAAACAGAAACAAGUAGUAGAUGGGGUUAGCUACCUCCUUCAAGAGAUCUAUGGAAUUGAAAACAAAUACAACACACAAGAUUUAAAGGUGGCUGAGGAUGAAGUAAGCGAUAACAGCGCGGAAUGUGUGGUGUGUCUCUCAGAUGUCCGGGACACCUUGAUCCUGCCCUGCCGCCACCUCUGCCUCUGUAACACUUGUGCAGACACCCUGCGCUACCAGGCCAACAACUGCCCCAUCUGCCGGCUGCCGUUCCGGGCACUGCUUCAGAUCCGAGCCAUGAGGAAAAAAUUGGGCCCCUUGUCCCCCACCAGCUUUAACCCCAUCAUUUCAUCCCAGACGUCUGACUCUGAAGAGCAUUCAUCCUCGGAGAAUAUUCCAGCGGGCUACGAAGUAGUGUCUCUCCUGGAAGCCCUCAAUGGUCCCCUCACCCCCUCGCCAGCAGUCCCGCCACUUCAUGUGCUUGGAGAUGGCCACCUCUCGGGAAUGCUGCCUUCUUAUGGCAGUGACGGCCACCUGCCCCCCGUCAGGACGCUCUCCCCGCUUGACCGCCUGGCUGACUGCAGCAGCCAAGGACUCAAGUUCAAAAGGAGUCUCUCCAAAUCCAUUUCGCAGAAUUCUUCCGUGCUGCAUGAAGAGGAAGAAGAGCGCUCCUGCAGCGAGUCAGAGUCUCAGCUCUCUCAGAGGCCGGCCGCUCAGCAUGCCGUUGAGGAAUGUGGCGAAACUCCAGAAAGUGAGAACCUCACCCUGUCCUCAUCUGGGGCCGUUGACCAGUCAUCCUGCACAGGGACCCCGCUGUCCUCCACCAUCUCCUCCCCAGAAGACCCUGCCAGCAGCAGCUUGGCCCAGUCUGUCAUGUCCAUGGCAUCCUCCCAAAUCAGCACGGACACAGUUUCCUCCUUGUCGGGCUCCUACAUCGCCCCUGGCACCGAAGAGGAGGGACAGCCCCUCCCUUCCCCCCGGGCAGCAAGCAGAGGCCCCUCUGAAGAAGGGGAGGGGAUGCCAGCAGAGUCUCCGGAUAGCAACUUUGCUGGCCUCCCUGCCGGAGAACAGGACGCAGAGGGAAAUGACGUCAUAGGGGAAGAAGAUGGCUCUCCCGUGCAAGAAGAUGGUAAAAGACCUUGCCGUUUGCUCCCUUAUAUUGUGCAUCUCUCCUGGGUACUCUUGAAGGGCCAGAGGACAUGCGCAUUUCUAGGUAUGGAGUGUGACAAUAACAAUGACUUUGACAUCGCAAGCGUGAAAGCACUGGACAAUAAGCUGUGCUCUGAGGUCUGCUUACCCGCCGCAGUUCCGGAGUCCUGCCCCAUAAACAUUGAGGAAUAGGUCCCUGGCAGGAAGACGACAACAUGGUCAUUCAUCGAAACACUCAGCACCGGCGCUUAUCAUCCAGCAGCCUGGAGGACCCUGACGACAGGCCCUGUGUGUGGGGUCCUCUGGCUGUCUGAGAGUGCCUACCCUUCUCCCCAGUGCCCCUCCUGUCCUUGCAUUCCAUCUGUCCUCACUGGACCACUGGCCUCUCAGCAUCCAUUGCAGGAUGCAUGUAAACUUUGCAUAUUCACGUCAGAGUUGGAUGUGGAGUUCAACCUGCUGCCACCCAGCCUCAUCUUCUGUCAUCUUGAUCCUUCCCCUAAAAUGGGACCGGAGCACUCCUUUCUCCUCAUGGGCUGAUGCCAUGAAUGACAGCUUGUGAGCAGUCCGCAGAGACUGAACCGUGCGUGCACUGCCCUCAUGGGCAGGUGGAGCUGAGGGCCGGGCUGUUUGUCUCUUCUGCAUUAUUUUCUCCUUAGGGGCAGACCAAGCAAGCAGACUCAGAGUGGUGGCAGCUUUGUUACAUCUGACAAUUUCUGGUCUUUGGUACCUCAUGACCAAUUUGAAACCACCAAUUUGGGGAUGUCUCAUGUAGAAGAGCGGUCAAUCCUGUGCUAGGUGUGAGGUUUUCCUCUGAAAGCAUUGAGAGCUUUGUUCUCAAGGACGAGGGAGAGGGUGGCAACCAAAAAGGCUGUUGGAAAAGCUGG